AUGAGGCUGGCCACACCUGCUGCAGGAUAUGCCUGUUCUGUAGGCAAAAGCUCCCGAGCUGGGAGGGAGACUCGCGCCGCCGGCGCCGGCACCGGGACCCGCUGGGAUCACCGGGCAGACGGAACCCCCAGGACGGGCCGCCGGACGGACGCCUCGACAGAGCGUUGCCAGCUGCACGGACGCACGGACAGCCCUGGACAGAACUCAGCCCUUCCCCUGGCGCUGCGGGAGGUGCCACCCGUGCAUGAGGCAGAUGGGGCUGACGUGCUCCAGCAGACGACGCGGUGUGACAGAACACAUGUGGCAGAGAGCUGUGACGCAGAUGGGCCGGACUCUUGCAUCGUCCCUGUCUGGUGGCGACGUGGCUUUUCUGGGGACAUCUGCUACCAGCAGCGUCUGUUUCUGCCAACCUGGCUGACCCCAUACGCCCCGCUCUCAGGCUCUGUGCUCCUGGGAGCACAUUUGGGCUGCCCCAGGCUGGUGGCAGCAGUGGCUCUGCUUAUAGGGCCAGGAAGAGCAGAACAGGAAGGAGUGAUCUGUGCAUCUCCUCACUGGAAGGGAUCUGUGUCCUGCAGCCGCACACUGGGAGCCGGCUGUCCCUGCACUGUCCCACCAGUGCUGGCAGGAAGCCACCGCCUGCAUCUGGCAGACCUGUCACCCACUUGGAAGCGGCCAUCCCAAGCAAUGAGACUUGUCCCAUGGCUCUGGAAGCUCCCCAGAACCGCCAGGGUUUGCAGGAGGGGUCACAUCCUCCCUCUGGGCCCUGGCAGGUGUUGGAGUCGGUCACAAGAUCGGCCCCCGGCUUCCUAAACUGCUUCCUUCCUGGACUCUGCUGCGGUGAGAAGGUCAGUGGGCUGGACACCUGCCUUCAGUGUGCUGCACCCAGCCCUAUGGCUGCAUGGCUGGGAGCAGCCCCAGCGUGAGGAGACCCAAAGAAGGACUCAGCUGAAGGACUACGGCAGCUGGGACACCAAACAGCUUUGAAAUACACAUGAUGUGCAUCAAUGCUGAGCCCUCUCCUAUGCCGUCAGUCACAAGGCAGGAGGAAAAGGUAGCAAUGAAGGCAAUGGGUGCAGCCUGAGCCGGGGAAUCCCUCUGCCCACCACAGGCAGCAGAAGAAAGAGGCCAGUGGAGCUUGUUUGAUAGCUUUAUUGCUUCUGUGAUAUGACUGAAUUGAUGUGACAUAAGCCGGCUUGAAAAGCCUGCGAGACUCCCACCUCCCUGCCUAGAGGGGAAAUUAAAAAAACAAACAAACAAACAACAAAAACCUGCAGAAACUAAAACUAGUUUUAAAAACUCA
Centrocercus urophasianus (Greater sage-grouse) is the source of this 1300-nucleotide messenger RNA. RefSeq lists its product as uncharacterized. The coding region runs from base 1 to 810 and encodes 269 amino acids. The transcript has 3 exons. The record is from RefSeq and is a predicted model, not a curated record. Lineage: Eukaryota; Metazoa; Chordata; Aves; Galliformes; Phasianidae.